CCUGGCCAGAAAGAAGAUCCGCCAUUUCCUAGGCAUAACAACUUUGACAAAAAAUUAAAAGGUUCGAAAUUUUUCAAUAGUGGAAUCACAAUUUUCAAUCCUUGCCAAACUCCUUGUAACCAUAAUAACCAUAAUCCAAAGGAUUGUUUCCUUCUUUUUUGUAUUAAUUUCUGAAAGAAUACAAUUGCCAUUUACAAAUAUAAUCCAAGCCCCCGGUUUUCACACCGGACUUAAAAAACACCUUACCAACCACCGCCGCCGGCGCCGCUGCUGCGGCCUCAGCCUCUGUCAACGAGAAACUCGGAAAUGGAAACAGCUGUUACAAGCAUGCUGCGAACUUCAGUAGAUUGGGUGUCAAGUGCUUUUGACGCUCCCUUUGCCGGGGCUGUUGUCUUUGGAGUUCAAAUUGGGGGUCAUCUGUUUGUCGAAGGUCUUCUCUUUGUGGUCAUCCUCUACCUGCUGACUCAGAAAAGUUAUGCGCCACCAAAGAAACCACUUACAGACAAUGAAAUAGAUGAAGUGUGUAAUGAUUGGACUCCCGAACCCCUUAUUCCAGCUAUAACUGAAGAAAUGCAGCGUGAACCUCCAAAACUAGAGAAUGCUGCUGGGUCACAUACAAUAAUCAAUGGCAAGGAAGUUGUGAAUUUUGCGUCAGCUAAUUAUCUGGGAUUGAUUGGUCAUGAAAAAUUACUUGAUUCUUGUACGUCAGCAUUAAAGAAAUAUGGUGUUGGUUCUUGUGGUCCUCGUGGUUUCUAUGGAACUAUUGAUGUUCACCUGGACUGUGAAUCCAGAAUUGCAAAGUUUUUGGGAACGCCGGAUUCCAUACUUUACUCAUAUGGGCUUUCCACCAUGUUUAGCGUAAUCCCAGCUUUCUGUAAAAAAGGCGAUACAAUUAUUGUGGAUGAAGGUGUCCAUUGGGGUAUCCAAAAUGGACUCCACUUGUCAAAAAGCAACAUUGAGUAUUUCAAGCACAAUGAUAUGAAUUCCCUGGAAAGCAUUUUAGAGAAAAUAACCUCUAAAAAGAAGCGGAAGAAAGGUGGACGGUACAUUGUUAUAGAAGCAGUUUAUCAGAAUUCCGGACAAGUUGCUCCUCUAAAUGAGAUUAUUAAAUUGAAGGAAAAAUACAUGUGUCCCCUUUUGAUGGACGAGAGUAACUCAUUUGGUGUGCUAGGAGAGUUUGGAAGAGGUCUCACAGAACACUGUGGGGUUCCUGUUGAGAAAAUCGAUAUCAUAACAGGUGCUAUGGGUCAUGCAUUAGCUGCAGAAGGAGGUUUCUGCACUGGAAAUUUAAGAGACAUUGAGCACCAGCGCCUAAGCAGCUCCGGCUAUGUUUUUUCUGCUUCUUUACCUCCAUACUUGGCAGCUGCUGCAAUCUCUGCCAUUGAUGUCCUUCAAGAAAAUCCAGAACUGAUCAAGAAGUUGAAGGAGAAUGUAGCCCAUUUAAGGGAAGGUUUGUCGGAUCUGCAAGAAUUUGAAAUUGUAAGCCACCCUGAUUCUCCCAUAGUUUUUCUGAAACUAGCGAAUUCCACAGGCUGUUCAGAGAAAGACAUGCAACUGCUUGGAGACAUUGUUGAUCAGCUUUUGGAGAAGCAUGACGUAUUCGUUGUGAGUUCCAAGCGGUCAACCGUUGAUAAAUGUCCACUACCUGUUGGUAUAAGAUUAUUUGUUUCUGCUGGGCAUUCAAAAUCUGAUCUAAUGAAAGUUUGUCAAGCAAUGAAGAUUGUUGUGCCAUCAGUGCUAGAGAACAAUUGCUGAAAUUUGGCAUCUGAUAAAUUAUUUGAUUUUAUCUCUGCUUGUGGAUUUGAAGCCUGAGAUAUUGAAGCAAGAUUCCUAUUGAAGGCUCCAAUUGAAUAGGCUUUAUCUUAUUUGAGGUUGCAGGAGUACAUACGUGCAUUUUAACAAGAUGUACCCCGCGAGUGAAAGGAAGCGCAUGAGGGGGGGUAAGUGAUUGGUGUCGUGACGUGGAAAGUUCUGGUGAAGUCGCAUUUUUGAAAACCUGAUAUUUUGUGAUAUUGCGCCUUGUUGCUUGAGGGUGUCGCUUAAUGUACAAUAUUGCCAUACACUUGGGUUGGCUCUUUUAGAUCUGGCUUUUCAGUGUAAUCUUGUGUUCUUACAACAAGAUGAGUCUGUAGGGAAUAGUGAGUAAUGAUUCUUGUUAGCUAAUGUGAAUUUGUUCAUACUGUAUUUCUGAUUCUUUUCUAUUGCGCUUAAAGUAUUGGACAUUA
Messenger RNA from Spinacia oleracea (spinach), 2225 nucleotides. Its product is annotated as long chain base biosynthesis protein 1. The transcript is spliced from 13 exons. Gene Ontology annotation, molecular function: serine C-palmitoyltransferase activity; pyridoxal phosphate binding. Gene Ontology annotation, biological process: ceramide biosynthetic process; sphingosine biosynthetic process. Lineage: Eukaryota; Viridiplantae; Streptophyta; Magnoliopsida; Caryophyllales; Amaranthaceae. The coding region runs from base 307 to 1755 and encodes 482 amino acids. The record is from RefSeq and is a predicted model, not a curated record. Gene Ontology annotation, cellular component: endoplasmic reticulum.